CUUACACCCAUAAGGAAGCAGUUACUGCCAUGUGUGUGUUAUUUUAGUGUGGGUGGUUGAAGAGGAGCAGGAAUAUACGCAAGUCAACACACGGUUAGCUGGUUACGACAGUGCCUUGUUGGUUUAGCCCUUCAUUAGAAACUUACAUGGGAAUGAAGCUUGAAUUUGCUCCUAUCAAUAUUCCCCUGGCCCGGAGGUUGCAGACAACUGCUGUGUUCCAGUGGGUAUUUUCCUUUCUGUUACUAGCACAGUGCUGUAUAGGGAUAUUCCUCUCUCUGGUGCUGGCAAGAUUAUGGCUCAUUUUAGCACUAUAUGUUCUCUGGCUGUACCUCGACUGGGAGACCCCCCAGGCUGGAGGCCGAAGGUGGGAAUGGGUACGGAACUGGACUGUAUGGAAGUAUUUUAAAGAUUAUUUUCCUAUCCGGCUUGUGAAAACAUGUGAUUUAGAUCCACAGCACAACUAUAUAAUGGGGUUCCACCCACAUGGAGUGCUUGUCGCUGGGGCCUUUGGUAACUUCUGUACUAACUACACUGGCUUUAAGGAACUGUUUCCUGGCCUAACCCCUUACCUGCACAUCCUGCCAUUCUGGUUCAGGUGCCCAUUCUUCCGAGAGUAUGCCAUGAGCGUGGGAUUGGUGUCUGCUACCAAGAAGAGUGUCAAUCAUGUCCUGAGCAAAGAGAAUGGUGGCAACAUUUCUAUUAUUGUCAUUGGCGGAGCAGAGGAAUCAUUGGAUGCCCAUCCUGGAAGUCUAAUCCUUCACAUCCUGAAGAGGAAAGGAUUCAUCAAAGUGGCUUUCAAACAAGGGGCUCAUCUGGUACCAGUGUUCUCUUUUGGGGAGAAUGAAUUGUUCCAGCAGGUGCCAAAUCCAAAGGGAUCAUUCCUUCGCUGUGUCCAGGAGAGGCUUCAGAAGAUCAUGGGGUUUGCUAUGCCACUUUUUCAUGCUCGAGGAAUCUUCCAGUACAGCUUUGGCCUGAUGCCAUACAGGAUGCCUAUUCAUACUGUUGUGGGUCGUCCUAUCCCAGUAAAGCAAACAUUACAUCCCACGCAAGAGGAAAUUGAAUCACUCCAUCAACAGUACCUCAGUGCAUUGCGAGAUCUUUUUGAGGAGCACAAGGAAAGAUAUGGUAUCCCUGAACACGAAUCCCUCAUAUUCACGUGACCCUCAGAAAUAACUUGUCAUAUUUCAGCAUUCACCCUGUGUUCCACAGUCCAACAGGAACAGCUGCGUUACCUUAAAGAAAAGGUCCAAAAUGUUGAUAAUGAAAUCACUGUUUUUGUGUUUUGUAAAGCAUCUAUCUCUCCAUAGACUUUAGUCUCAAGACAGUGUCUAGAAGAUUCAUGCUUGCAAAGCCCUCUAUUUUGUUUAUAUUGCUUUAGGAAAAUAUACUAAUAGGAUAUUACCAUUCAGACAUUUUAUAGGGGUAUAUUGCAGAUUGCGCUUUGCCUAUAGAAGCCAUUGUUCUUUUUGUCAAAAUUUUCCCUAUCACCUUAUAGUUCCUUCUCACCAUAGAAGCUUCACAAUACAAUGUCUUAAGGGUCUCACCUCCUAGCAGAGUCAUGUUCUGUAAUUGGGGGCACAGUCUGAGCCAAAGGGAAUCGGUGAUAGCCAAAUGCAGUCAAAGGAAAACAGGCAAACACAUAAAUGGUUUACAGAACAAGAAUAUAACACUGUAUUAAACAUAUCCAUUCACCUGUAUUAGUUUAAGAAGAUAACAUUUAUCUUAAGUUGGUGUCCUUACUGUAUAAACGAACUUACCUAAUUUUUCCUUUUUGGAAAAAAAUAAAGAGCCUUAUUGUGAUAUACUAAGGUAGUAACACAAAUAAGAUAAUUGGAAACCAAAGCAACUUCAGUAACACAAUAAUGCACUUUGCUUUUAUUUGAUAAUAAUACCUUAAAUAUUUUGUCACUUAUUAAUUAGCUGCCCUGCACUAUUCAAGUUAAAUCACAUUUAGGCAUUUUUGUUCCAUUGUUUUUCUUUGGGUAUUGCAUAACACAAAAUAGUGAACCCGGCAUCAAGUAACUUUUGGAUAUGCACACUUAUUCACCAUUGAUGUCGCUCUUAGUAAUUAUUAUGAAAGAUUACCACAUCAAAUAAGCCAGUCACAUUGCAACCAUUGCAUUAUCCACUUCUCACUGGGUUUCCAAUAAAGCUCUGGAUUUAUGGAAGAGGAAAUUACAGGCAAGGAAGAGUGAAAAGAUAUCUAAUUUGUUCCCUUCAGUUGUUGUUGGACUACAAUUCCGAGGUUCUGUUGAGGAUACUGGGAACUAAACUUCAAAAAGGUCCAUAGUUGUGAUAACCUCUUAUUACAUUAGAACCCCAUUUGGAGACUAUUCAAAACACCUAAGAUGUAGAACUCAUUCGCACAACUCCCAAUCGGGAAGGUUCGAUCGUGUGCCGCAUCGACUUGUUGAUGUGGUCCUUGGUCUGACGGUGCUUACGCCUGCCAUUGUAAUUUGAUCGAUCAAAUUAGCCCGAUAUUGCUCACCUUAGGUGGGCAUUUGGGGAGAAGAUCUUACCGUGUAUGGCCAACAUAACACCUUGUCCUAGGGUUUAAUACAAAUGAAUGAAAAAUUUUUUAUAAUCAAUUCUGAGCUUUGUAUUAGUAUUUAGCUAACCUUUUCUUGCCAAAGGUUAUUACAAAUAUAUGAAUUUAUUUCAAUACAUAUGUAUGUAUAUAUAUAUAUAUAUAUAUAUAUAUAUAUAAUAUGGAGACUCUGUGUGGAUGUUUACAAGGAGGCUUUUCUAAUCAACAAAUAUAUAUCUCUGUCUCUAAGCAUUUCUGUUUGUCUGUGUGUUUUUUCACUAAUAGGUUCUUUAUAGAGAGGGUAACUUUGGCCUUCCAGCUGUUGCUGAACUCCCAGCAUCAUCAGUCAGUCCCUGUUGAAUGGGAGGUGCAGUCCUGCAAUAACUGGAAGGGUGCAGGUAUCCUGUAUUAGCUUGUUCAUAUAACAUCAUGGAAGCCAGGAACAGCACAACCACUACACGUUCUAACAUUGUGGGUGCGGCUCACAAUUCAGUUAGGACUGCAGAUUAAAUUUCACAUACCAUCACCAUCAUUUGUGUUCAUAAAAGCUAAUUCAGAAUUUCUGUAUCUGAGACAGAUGUUAAAGUAUUUGUCUUAUGUCAUGGGAAAGGAAUCCUUUACUGUAACAAGAUACCUCCCUUCCAGCUCUGACAUCCAAGGGGAAGUAAGGACAGUCUGUAGAAGACAGACUGUGGCGAGAGGUAUUGCAUAUAAAGUAACAUCAACUGUAUUCUGUUUCCAUCUGCUUUGUGUCCCUUGCACAGCUGACAAGUCAUGUACUACAUGUUUGUGUAUCAGAAUACCUGACACCAUGUGAAAUAAAUUUGCACAGACUACA
Molecule: messenger RNA, 3365 nt
Organism: Xenopus tropicalis (tropical clawed frog)
Lineage: Eukaryota; Metazoa; Chordata; Amphibia; Anura; Pipidae
Gene: mogat1
Product: monoacylglycerol O-acyltransferase 1
Exons: 7
Coding region: 147-1160 (337 amino acids)
Biological process (GO): triglyceride biosynthetic process
Cellular component (GO): endoplasmic reticulum membrane
Molecular function (GO): acyltransferase activity, transferring groups other than amino-acyl groups; 2-acylglycerol O-acyltransferase activity
Source: RefSeq, a predicted model, not a curated record